Molecule: messenger RNA, 1383 nt
Organism: Aspergillus heteromorphus CBS 117.55
Lineage: Eukaryota; Fungi; Ascomycota; Eurotiomycetes; Eurotiales; Aspergillaceae
Product: acetyl-CoA synthetase-like protein
Exons: 3
Coding region: 1-1383 (460 amino acids)
Biological process (GO): secondary metabolic process
Molecular function (GO): CoA-ligase activity
Source: RefSeq, a predicted model, not a curated record
AUGCAUACCUCUGCCUCCCAGGACUUCGUGUCCUUCGCCCUCAAGGCCCAGCAUGAGUAUGACGCGUCCAAGCCUCUCAUCGUCGAUGCCCACGACCCAACCCGGACACUCAACUCCACGCAGUUCCGACUGCUCGUGCAUACCUUAAUCGCCGGGUUCAAGGCCCAAUCCCCUGUGCGAAGAGAUUGUGUCCUCCUCCACCUGGCAAAUCAUCUAAGUCCCACCGCUUCCCCUUCCGACAUAAUCUCACCUUUUCAGGUCCUCUACCCGGCCCUAUUCCUCUCCAUCAUCGGGGCAGGAGGCGUCUGCAUGGGCUCGAGCCCGCACAGCCAGCGGGAUGAACUUGAUCAUCUCGUCCGUCUCACCAACCCUCAGUGGAUCAUCGCCGAGGACGAUGCCCUUCCAACCGUUCUUCCCGUCUCGGCCAAAAACAGCAUCUCUGCUGAAAACAUUCUCCUCCUGGAUGACGUAUCCCUGACAUCUACUCUUAACUCCCUCAGGCCCGGGGCCCAAUCUCAACCCCAGACUCCCCGACCUCGACCCCCAGAACAAACACCAUCCUCACCCUCCUUCACCACGGCACCUCGCCUCCCCUCCCAGUCCCGUCUCAUCUCCCUCCCUAUGUUCCACCUGUUCAGCUCCCUCUGGACGCACCUCUUUCCUCUCCGCUACGGCCACCCCCGCUCUACAUCCAGCGGGGCUUCAAAACCUCACCUCUUCCUGGACGCUAUCCGGCAGUACGAAAUCACAGAAACUUACCUCGUCCCCACCAUGGUGCACUUGAUCAACCAAGCCCCCAAGACACUGGACGUAACCAGAUCAAUAUCUUCACUGCGAUACGUAGACGUUCCUCGACGGAGAAAUUCCAGGAUUCCAUGCACGAGCAAUCCUGCGCGGGCCAGGUCUGGGGAGUUGUAUAUCCGCGGGCCGGGACUGUUUAAAGGACAUAUCGGCCACGGGGAGCAGGAGGACGUGGAUGCUGAAGGAUGGUUCCGCACCGGAGACGUUGCGUACGAGAAGAACGGGCAAUACUUCAUUGUGGGCCGGUCGAAGGCGUUGAUUAAAGUGCGCGGGUCUCAAGUCUGUCCAACCGAGAUCGAAGCCGUCCUGCUGCUGCACCCGCCCGUCAGCGAUGUGGCGAGCUACAAGGUGUUGGAUGGGAUACUGUCCUUGGAACUGGCGAGCAUGAAUGAGCGGCGGGAGGCGCUGGCGGGAUUACUUCAGAGGACAAUCAUGCUGCCGAUUCGUAUGAUUGUGGGGAUCGUGUCCGUCCAGAUGGGCGAUUCGUGUGCCAGAAGGUCGAACAGGCCGUUUCAGCCAGCGGAUGUGGAACGUGUGGGAAAAUCGAAAAUCCCCCUAUCCUGGCGGACUCCGCCUGACUAA